Messenger RNA from Macrosiphum euphorbiae (potato aphid), 1938 nucleotides. NCBI's taxonomy places the organism in Eukaryota, Metazoa, Arthropoda, Insecta, Hemiptera, Aphididae. The record is from the annotation of a GenBank genome assembly.
AUGUAUCCCACAAAAUACUUGAUUGGAUGUAAAACAAAUCUCUUUCUGCAGAAAUAUAUUAACCAGAGUUUAAUGUCAAGUGACUUGAAAAUAUUAUCAGCAAACAUAAAGAAAAAUGUACUCACAAAACGGUACAAAUUUACAGUCGCAAAAACUGUAGACAUUAAAGAAAUUGUAAAAGAACAUAAAUAUGUGUCUGGAUUGCACAACUUUUCAAAUGUUAAUUUAUAUACCUCUCGUACUCACACGUGUGACCAACUAAGAAAUGAAGACUGUGGAAAAUCGGUUAUUCUUUGUGGAUGGUUAGAAUAUGUACGAUUGAAUCGCUUUAUAAUUUUAAGGGAUGGCUAUGGUUCAACACAACUCAUUAUUCCUGAAAACGCAAGCACAGAAUUAAAUAAUUUUAUUAAAAAAAUACCUCUGGAAUCAGUUUUGAUGUGUUAUGGUAGCGUAAAAUUAAGGCCUGUUGAGGAAAUAAACAAAGAUCAAUCGACAGGAAUGAUAGAAGUAAUAGUUGAUCAACUACUAUUACUUAAUGCGGUCGACACCAAACUACCAUUUCAAUUACGGAAAUUUAAUAAGGCAAAUGAAUCUUUAAGAUUAAAAUAUCGUUAUGUGGAUUUGAGAUAUCCUGAGAUGCAAUAUAAUUUGCGCCUAAGAUCAAAGUUGUUGAUGAAAAUGAGAGAGUUUUUGAUUUAUCACCGAGAGUUUGUUGAAGUCGAAACUCCUACAUUAUUCAAAAAGACUCAUGGUGGUGCACAAGAGUUCAUUGUACCAACUCACGAAAAAGGAAAAUGUUAUUCGUUGGUACAAAGCCCUCAGCAAUUAAAACAAAUGUUGAUGGUCGGUUCCAUGGAUAGAUAUUUUCAAGUAGCAAAAUGCUACCGGGAUGAAGGUGCCAAAUCUGACAGACAGCCAGAAUUUACCCAACUGGAUAUUGAAAUGUCAUUUACCAACCAAGAUGGAGUUAUGUUACUCAUUGAAGAAUUAUUAUCAUUUGUUUGGCCAUCGGAAUUGGGUAAAAUCAAAAUACCAUUUCCUCGAUUAUCGUAUGAGGAAGCAAUGAUCACAUAUGGUAGUGAUAAACCAGAUAUUGGGCGUAGUACAAAAAUUUCAAACUGGACAAAGUACAUACCAAAUGCAUCAAAUGAAGUUUUUGCACUUGUUUUAAAAAAUGCUGAAGACAAACUGACAAAGAAACAAAUAAAUGAUUUAAAAACAUUAAUAUCCACUAAUUACCCAGAUGUUAAAUUCAGUCUUUUAAAUAUCAGAUCAAUCGAGACUUUCAAAGAAAAUCUUAAAAAAAUAAUUAAUGGGAUUGACGUAGCAGCUGUGUUGGCUGCUGAUAAUAUAUCUGAACAUGAUUUAGUAGGGAUUGCUAGUGGUUCAAAAUAUAAAGCUCUAUCAGUACUGGGUAAAAUUAACGAACAUUUCAAAGUAGAUAAUUCAAGUGAUGUCCGUUGGCGUUUUGUUUGGAUAGUCAAUUUUCCUUUAUUUGAAAUGGAUUCUAAUCAAAUUCAAUCGGUUCAUCACCCAUUCACACAACCACAAACAGAAAUUACUUCUGAUAACUUAUUAGAGGUUAAAGGAUUUCAUUACGAUUUGGUAUUGAAUGGCAGUGAGGUAGGAGGAGGUUCAAUUCGUAUACACGAUGCCGAUCUGCAAACAAAAGUUAUUGGAUCCAUUUUAAAUAUACCUAUCGAGACUAUGUCUCAUCUAGUCGAAGCAUUGAAGUCUGGUUGUCCUCCACAUGGUGGAAUAGCUUUAGGCGUUGAUAGAUUACUAUCAAUUUUGUGUAACACAAAUAGCAUUCGUGAUGUUAUUGCUUUUCCUAAGACUUUUGAAGGAAAAGACCUGUUGUCUGGAGCCCCGACCGAAAUCACUACUGAAGAUAUGAAAAGAUAUCAUUUAAAAAUUGACAAUAUAGAAAAAUCAUAA